Molecule: messenger RNA, 2184 nt
Organism: Thlaspi arvense
Lineage: Eukaryota; Viridiplantae; Streptophyta; Magnoliopsida; Brassicales; Brassicaceae
Source: the annotation of a GenBank genome assembly
CGAUAAAAGAAAAUUCGAUGAAGGCCAAAACAUUUUAAAAAAAUAAAAAUUCAAAAGAUUAAUAAUAUCGAAAACAACCUUCAAAUUGAAACAUCCUCUCUCAAAAGUCACAUCUUCUCUGUUUCUCUCUUGGUGUAAGAGAAAGCAGCAAACCCCAGAAAAAAACAUUUAAUCCUUAUCACUCAUCAGAGACAAUUCACCCAUCUCUCUCUUCUUUUUAAAUAUUUUCCGGUGAACGUUCUUCUCUGCCUGAUUCUUAGUCAGAAUACCAAAAGUCGAUCAGAAGCUUCGUAAAGAUCGAAACUUCGCUUGUGGGGUUUUUCGCACUUUUGGUCGUGUCUUCUUCCCAGAAAUGGUGCAGUACCAGAGAUUAAUCAAAAAAGGGGAAAGACUUAGAGUUUCAGUUGAAGAAGGUGGUUCCGGUGCCACCGCCGUCGCCGUCUCCGGUGGCGGCUACUUUAAGAGUACAAAACAGAAGUUCCUAUCGAUUAUCUUUCUCUCGUUCCUCUGUUGCUGUUACAUCUUCAGCUUCUCCUCCUUCUCUCUCCUAGAUGCUUUUAACAGAGAAAGUGAAGGAUUUGGUCCUUAUGAACCCUUCAUCGCACCUCUGUGUUCAGGAAUCCCCAAUGGAACAAUUUGUUGUGACAGAGCCGGUUUUAGAUCCGACGUCUGUAUCAUGAAAGGAGAUGUAAGAACACACUCUGCUUCCUCAUCAGUCUUCCUCUACACUUCCCUCAAAAACAAGUCCAAAACCCCUCAAAAGGUGAAACCUUACACAAGAAAAUGGGAAACAAGCGUGAUGCAAACGGUUCAAGAACUCAACCUCGUUUACAGAGAUGACAACUCUUCACUCUCUGGUAAUGAACAUGAUAAUAACAUCUGCGAUGUGUUAUACGAUGUUCCUGCCGUGUUUUUCUCCACUGGUGGCUAUACUGGAAACGUUUACCACGAAUUCAACGACGGAAUCAUCCCUCUGUUCAUCACAUCACAUCAUUUCAACAGGAAGGUUGUGUUUGUGAUCGUCGAGUAUCAUAGUUGGUGGGUCACCAAAUACGGUGAUAUCGUUUCUCAGCUAUCCGAUUAUCCUCCGGUGGACUUCAACGGCGACAACAGAACACACUGUUUCAAGGAAGCUAUUGCCGGAUUAAGGAUUCACGACGAGUUAACUGUUGGUUCAUCGUUAAUGCUCGGUAAUAAAACGAUUCUUGACUUCAGAAACGUGUUGGAUCGUGCUUAUUGGCCGCGUAUCCGUGGAUUGAUUCAAGACGAAGAGAUAGAGGCAGCGAACAAGACCGGUAAAAGGAUUCAAGAAGAUGGUCUGUUGAAGAGACCGAAGCUGGUGAUUCUGUCAAGAAACGGAUCGAGAGAGAUACUGAAUGAGAAUGAUUUGGUGGAUUUAGCUGAAGAAAUCGGAUUCUUUGUGGAGGUUCUUAGACCGGAUAAAACCACCGAGCUGGCGAAAAUCUACAGAUGUUUGAACUCUAGCGAUGCGAUGGUCGGUGUCCAUGGAGCUGCGAUGACACAUUUGCUCUUCUUGAAACCGAGAACCGUUUUGAUACAGAUUAUACCGAUAGGAACCGAGUGGGCUGCGGAGACUUUCUACGGAGGACCAGCCAAGAAGAUGAAACUGAAGUACAUUGGAUACAAGAUUAAACCGAAAGAGAGCUCUUUAUAUGAUGAAUACGGCAACGAUGAUCCGAUAAUCCGAGACCCCAAGAGUUUUACUAGAAAAGGUUGGGAGUACACUAAGAAGAUAUAUCUCGAGCGACAGAACGUGAAUCUCGACUUGAAAAGAUUCAGGAAACCGUUGUCUCGUGCUUACGAUUUCUCGGUUAAGCGAUUUGGACCGGUGUAUAGCAUUCACUAACCGGAUCUUACCAAUUAACUGAGUUUGAGAGCUUGUUGUAUAAAAAUCAUUUUGUAGAGAGCAAGCCACAUCAAAAUGGAGAAUCUAAUUAAACUGUUACCACAUCAAAAUGGGCCUUGAGGUCCAAAUAUUCGUUGUUAUGAGGCCUGAACAUAAUUACCUAGAGAGCACGUCUCUCUGUGUCUUUCGUCGUUUCCUCUUCAUUUUUUUUCGGACCCGAGAUUUGCGAUGCAAGACUAGAGUUUGGAUUGACUUUAUAUUUACAAAAGAUUGACUUUGUAUUUAUAUGAAGAAUAUUCUACUUUUAGAUUUCUGUA